This is a messenger RNA of Grus americana (Whooping crane), 1880 nucleotides long. It is a transcript of the gene GNL1, whose product is annotated as G protein nucleolar 1 (putative). Gene Ontology annotation, molecular function: GTP binding; GTPase activity. The record is from RefSeq and is a predicted model, not a curated record. Bases 28 to 1806 code for a protein of 592 amino acids. The transcript is spliced from 12 exons. NCBI's taxonomy places the organism in Eukaryota, Metazoa, Chordata, Aves, Gruiformes, Gruidae.
CCCCGCCCUGGCACGUGAACUCCCGUCAUGCCCCGCAAGCGGCCGUUCAGCGCGAAGCGGAAGAAGCAGCAGCUCCGCGACCGGCGCGAACGGAAGCGGGGCGAUGCCCCGGCAGGGCCGGACUCGGGCCCGGGCAGCCGUAGCGAGAGCCGGGAACGUGGUAGCGAUGUGGCCCCCGCUGAAGCGGGAGAUCCGGCUCCCCCUCCCCGCCGCCACGACCCCGGCAGGUUCCGGCUGCAGCUGGGGGGGCCGCGGGCCGAAGCCUUGGCUCGACGCCGGCGCCGGGCCCAGGAGGAGCUGCUGGAGCUGCUGCCCGAGACCGCCCUUGAGCUGGACCCUGACACCGUCUAUGGCCCCGGGCUGGACUUCCCGCGUCGGCCACCCUGGAGCUUUGCCAUGAGCCCGGAGGAGCUGCGGGUGCGGGAGGAAGCGGUGUUCAGCGCCUUCCUAAGGGCCGUUCGGGAGGGCCAGCGCCACAACGGGGCCGAGGAGGGGGGCACCAACGGUGACGGCGAUGACGAUGGAGGGGAUGUGGCCCCUUUCGAGCACAACCUGGAGACAUGGCGGCAGCUCUGGCGCGUGCUGGAGAUGUCUGAUGUCAUCCUCCUCAUUGCUGAUGCUCGGCACCCGGCGCUGAACGUGCCGCCGGCGCUGGCCACCCACGUGACGCGGGAGCUGGGGAAAGGCCUGAUCCUCAUCCUCAACAAAGUGGACCUGACCUCCCCUGCUGUGGCCACCGCCUGGAGCCACCUCCUGCGCCGCCGCUUUCCCACCGCCCGUGUUGUCCCCUUCACCUCCGCCCCCCGACAGCCCUCAGCACCCGGUCUGCAGCGACGGCAGAGGCGAGGGGGCGGCUGGAGCCGGGCUGUGGGACCUCGGCAGCUUCUGGAGGCCUGCGAGAGUAUCGUGGGGGAAGAAGUGGACCUGAGCAGCUGGCGAGCGCGGCUGGACCGGGCGGAGGAGGCGGCGGCGCGAGGGGAGGAAGAGGAGGAGGAAGAGGAGCAGCAGGAGGAGGUGGGGGACGACGGGGACGCGGGUGAUGACGACGCUGACGGCAACGGCCCCGUGGCGGCCCCCCGGCAGUGGGAGCGGUACCGCCACGGCGUCCUCACCCUGGGCUGUGUCGGCCUGCCGAACGCGGGCAAGUCCUCGGUGCUGAACGCGCUGGUGGGACGUAGCGCCGUCAGCGUCUCCCGUGCCCCCGGCCGCACCCGCUACUUCCAGACCCAUUUCCUCACCCCCACCGUCCGCCUCUGUGACUGUCCCGGCCUUGUGUUCCCCUCCCGUGCCCCUCCGGCUCUCCAGGUGCUGGCGGGCGUCUACCCCAUCUCGCAGCUGCAGGAGCCCUACUCAGCUGUGGGGUACCUGGCUGCCCGCCUCCCGUUGCCGCCUCUCCUCCAACUGCGCCCCCCCAGUGCCGCCACUGGUUGGACUGCUUGGGAUCUUUGCGAAGCCUGGGCAGAGAAACGAGGGUACAAGACAGCAAAGGCAGCUCGUAACGACGUCUACCGCGCGGCCAACAGCAUCCUGCGGCUGGCAGCCGAAGGCCGACUCCGCCUCUGCCUGCGCCCGCCUGGCUACGCCGCCCAGAAGGAUUUGUGGGAACAGCACCCCGAGACGGCGGCGCUGGCGGCCCUGCAGGAGAGGGGGGACCCGGGUGUCCAUGGCUCCGCCCCCCCGGGGGAGGGGUCAACCUCGGAGGAGGAGGAGUGUGACAGUGGUGAAGAGGUGGAGCCUGGAGAGGCCACGCCCCCUGGCAGCACCGCCUCCAAUCCCUUUGCUCUGCUGGGAGAGGAUGAGUGUUAGCUCCGCCUCCCGGGGCACAGCCAAUCAGAGGUCAACACUAAUACCAUGUAUGGAAUAAAAGGUUUAUUUCUGCA